Messenger RNA from Trematomus bernacchii (emerald rockcod), 2358 nucleotides. It is a transcript of the gene lrch3, whose product is annotated as leucine-rich repeats and calponin homology (CH) domain containing 3. Gene Ontology annotation, molecular function: protein binding. The record is from RefSeq and is a predicted model, not a curated record. NCBI's taxonomy places the organism in Eukaryota, Metazoa, Chordata, Actinopteri, Perciformes, Nototheniidae. The transcript has 20 exons.
GUUAGCACAGAGGAGCUAACAGAGUAAUGGCGGCCUCGGUGUUGCUGGGCUCAGUGGAAAACACCGGAGGAAGCAGUGGAUUUCCCGGGGGAGGCCCGUCCUCCAGAGGGACCAUGGGAUCGGGCUUCAGGGGGACCGUGGGGCCGGGGAACAGCACCGGGAGCCCCGGGAGCACCGCCUCCUGGAACCGAUCCCUGGACCGGGCUCUGGAAGAAGGAUCCAGUACCGGGAGGCUCAACCUCAGCGGCCGGAAACUCAAGGAGUUCCCCCGGAUCACCGAGAACCACGAUCUCACCGACACGACUACCGCUGACGUGUCUCGUAACCGCCUCUCGGAGCUUCCUCUGGAGGUGUGUCUCUUCGUGUCUCUGGAGAGUUUGAACCUGUACCAGAACUGUCUGAGGACUUUACCUGAGAGCCUGCUGAACCUGCAGAGCCUCACCUACCUGAACCUCAGCCGGAACCAGCUGUGUGCCCUGCCCCCGGUGAUCUGCAGUCUGCCUCUCAAGGUCCUGAUCGCCGGGAACAACAAACUGAUGGCUCUGCCCGAGGAAGUGGGCCAGCUGAGACACCUCACCGAGCUGGAUGUGAGCUGUAAUGAGAUCCAGACGCUGCCCCCUCAGGUCGGUCAGCUGGAGAAUCUGAGGGACCUGAACAUCAGGAGGAACCACCUGAUGCACCUGCCCCCAGAGCUGGCAGACCUCCCUCUGGUGCGUCUGGACUUCUCCUGUAACAAGGUGUCUGUGAUCCCCCUGUGUUUCCGGCGCCUCUCCCAGCUGCAGAGCAUCGUGCUGGACAACAACCCCCUGCUGAGCCCACCUGCACAGAUCUGCAUCAAAGGGAAGGUGCACAUAUUUAAGUUUCUGAACAUGGAGGCCAGUAAGAGCACGCCUGAUCUUCCCGACUACCGACCUCUGACCUUCAGCUCCUGUGCUGAGGAUCUGUACCGUCCGUACGGAGCGCUGGACUCAGGGUUCAACAGCGUGGACAGUGGAGACAAGAGGUGGUCCGGGAACGAGCCCACAGAGGAGCUGUCAGAGCUGCCUCUGAGAGUCUCUGAGAUCAGCAGAGAGCAGAGACAGAGAGGACUGCUGGCCAAUGGGACGCAUGCCGAGCUGGAGCAGAUAGACUUCAUUGACAGCUGUGUGGAGGAGGAGGAGGAGGAGGAGGGGAGGAGUCGAGCAGCAGCAGGUGAAGGAGCAGCAGGUGAAGGAGCCAGCCUCAGCUCCCAGUUCAUGGCCUACAUCGAGAGGCGCAUCACCAGAGAGGGGUCUCCAGGACACAGCAGCUCGAGGACAGAAGACACGCGGAGACACAGCAGGAGUGUGGUGGACGGUGUCACAGCGCCCUCUGGUGCCCACAGUCAGAGAGGGGUGGGGGGCGUGGGAGGGGUGGGGGGCGUGGAGCGGGUGAGGCGGGAGGCUCACCUGGCGGCGCUCAGGUACGACGAGGAGAGACAGAAGAGCAAGACAAAGCCGAACACAACGCAGAGCCCAACAAAGUCAGACAGUGAGACUGUCUACCCCUCCAGACGCUGCACCCACACAGAUGACUCCGCCCUCUUUAUGGGAGAGGACCGGGCCGCUCUCUCUCCUACAGCCAAUCAGUCGCCUUCCUACCCGAGCCCCGGGGGUGUGGCCUCCUGCCGGACCAAUCAGAGGCCGGAGAGCGUCCUGUUCCGCAUCGGGCAGAAAGAAGAGCGGAGGAAAGGUGAGGCGUGACACUGCUCCACAGGAGGCUCCUCCCCCUCCCCCCCCCCCCCUCCUCUCAUUGGAGAAGACGCUGUGCUGGUGGAGCAGCUCAGGAAGAACAUCGAGGCCCGUCUGAAGGUGUCUCUUCCGAGCGACCUCGGCGCCGCGCUGACCGACGGCGUGGUGCUUUGUCAUCUGGCCAAUCACGUGAGGCCGCGCUCCGUGCCCAGCAUCCACGUGCCCUCCCCCGCUGUGCCUAAACUCACGAUGGCCAAAUGUCGACGAAACGUAGAGAACUUCCUGGAGGCGUGUCGCAGGAUCGGAGUCCCUCAGACUCAGCUGUGUCUUCCUCUGCACAUCCUGGAGGAGCGAGGGCUCCCCCUGGUGGCUGGGACGGUGGCCGCGCUGCUGGAGCUGGCCCCCCCCCCCGACACCCCGUCACCCCCGGACACCCCCCCAGCAUGUAGACCCCCCCCCUCACACACACACACACACACACACACACACUCAGUACAGAAACUGAUCCCAGAGCAGCUGACGGAGAGACCCGCUGAACCUGAAACAAACAAUAACAAACAACAAUGUCAUCAUAAUGCUACGUAAAUAAAGAGGGGUAGCAACGAGCUAACUUCAUCAUAAUGCUACAUAAACAAAGAGGGGUAGCAAC